CUUGCUAUCUAGAUACAUAUGAUUUGAGAAUGAGGACUGUUUUCCUUUUUAUCCUGCCGGCCGAUUGAAAAUUUUUUGCUCGGGCAGAAAUUUUAAUUAGAGAUUGCCACAAAGGGAGAUAAUGGCUGGGAAUUCUCUUAAGCUGGUCAGGGAUGUGUUAAAAUAUUUGAUCGACGCUCGAGGAUUUGAUCGAGUUAUGGACAAGGUCACAAUAGUUUCCGCUGGCCAAGGAAAGUGCGUGGCCGAAAUGGUGGUGGGCAAGGAGCACGAAAACAAGGGCGGCACCUUGCACGGAGGCCUGACCGCCACCCUCGUCGACGGCAUUUCCACCCUCGCCCUCAUGACCCACGACAAGGGCGUGCCUGGCGUGUCUGUCGACAUUCACGUUUCAUAUUUGAAGGCGGCGAAGGAAGGGGACAAGAUCACGAUCGACGCGAUUACGAAAAAGGCUGGAAACUCGCUGGCGUUUCUCGACGUGCAAAUCACGAACGCGGCCACCGGAGCCGUGAUCGCCACGGGGACGCACACCAAAUUCGUCGGCGAGAACUUGGUUCCGAUAGCGCCGCCGAUUGCCGAAGAGGAGGAGGAGGAGCAGGUCAUGCAGCCCGAGGACGUCCUUCGGCCCCUCAAAGAGGACCAAGUCGAAAAACUCCUGCAGGUUUUGGCCACGGAUCUGCCCGACAGUUCUGUGCCUUACAACUGGAUAAAGAAGCAGACGGAAUGGGCGAAAAAGUUGCCCGAAAUCAAAGUGAGCAUUUUGUGUCCGGACGGCGACUGGUCGGACGGAACGGUCGUCACCAUGGUGGACGGACUGGGCGAAAAGAUAGUUUUCGGCACGCUGUACACCCUGGAGAAGGGCGGCGCGAAACUGAAAAAGGCGCUGACCGAGACCAAGCUGAUUCCGUGGCAUCGGUUUUCCCAUUUCUCGGGGGUGCACGUGCGCCACAUUCCCAUUUGCGUCGAGAUUUUGAGCGCCGUUGGAGUGAAUCUUCACACGGGAAAUUUGUACGUGCCGUGCCACAUGCACUACGCCUCUGCCGAAGACGCCGCCAACAUUGAAAUUCCCGAACUUGCUGCGAACGUGCGCGUCGGCCCGCUGGACUUGAGCCACGUGGACACGGUGUGCAAGUACUGGCCGCACUACAGCGCCGACUACCGCCGCGUCGUCGAGAAAAUGGUCGAGUUGAACCCUUCGUGCGGCGUGUUUGUGAGAAACGAGGACGGCGCCGAAGAAUUGGCCGCCAUGAUCGUGCAGUCCGAGUACGGCGGCCUCGGCAUCCUGCAGACGGUGCCCGAGCACCGCCGCAAGGGUUACGCCCUGACGGCGCUGAGGCACCAGGCGCGGGCCCUGGGCAGGGCCGGGGUCAGUCCGCACUGCCACGUCAUCGUCGACAACUACAGGUCGGUGGAGCUGUUCAAGAAGAGCGGCCUCAAGCCCGUCGCCCUCACCAACUGGGUCUGCGCCAAGAGAAAAGAGGACAGAACCCUUCUUUAGAAUAUUAAAAAGAAAUUAACAUCAGCGUUUUCUCAAGAUAUAUAAUUUUGAUACUGAUUAAGUAUUAAGAAAUUUCCUUAUCAGAAACUGAAUUUCUCUCAAUUCAUUAACAUGUGAUCUGCAGAAAUGACAGGAAUUUCAAAUAAUGUACGUAUUUUUGUUACAAGGAUAAGCAAAUAAAAACAGAUUUCUCCCAA
Molecule: messenger RNA, 1692 nt
Organism: Neocloeon triangulifer
Lineage: Eukaryota; Metazoa; Arthropoda; Insecta; Ephemeroptera; Baetidae
Exons: 7
Coding region: 122-1495 (457 amino acids)
Molecular function (GO): fatty acyl-CoA hydrolase activity; acyltransferase activity, transferring groups other than amino-acyl groups
Source: RefSeq, a predicted model, not a curated record